AUGCACGCCCGAACCUCGCAAGGACUGACUGUCCUGGCUCUUGCAGCCCUCAUCUCCACGACCCAGGCCACUUUGGCCAUGGUGAUCGGAGUCCCUGCCUGUGCAGCCAACGGCCACGGAGACGCGAAGGGCAUCUGGGAAACCAGCGCCGAAGACUGCCAAAAGGUGAUCUAUGCCAUGGACGGCAAAGGAGCCGAGCUCUUUCACCCCCCCGAAGAAUGGUUGCAACACCAGUACGUGAACCGCAACUCUUGCCUACCCGAAACCCAACUCGUUACUAAUCUGUGGUGCUCUCGUACAGUCGCAAAGGAGGGCAAAUGCGAGGUGUUCCUCUGUGGCAACGGCCAUGGAGACGCCGAGAUCUCUGCGGGCGCCAUUGCUACCGCCGCGGCAGAUAUCCACGCGUUCUGCCGGCUCAACGGCAACGCCGGCGGCCGGACCACUGUCUACACGCAAGAAGGCGACGGCCUGAAGAAUAGCGCCCUGGUCCAGCUUGGUCAGAUUCACAAGGACGAGCUUAAGAAGGUGAAGCGUGGCGAGGAGGAACUACCCGAGGAGGAGGACCUCCUGAAGAAAGAUUCCUUGAUCAACGGCCACCAUCUCGAGCUUCCCGGCCCCAGGGGUGAGCUCUCCAAGCGCCGGGCCGAGCGUGCCUUGCAGACGAGGUCCGACCCGGACGACUACGACAACGGCGACGGGGCCAACGAGGGCGAGCAGCACGACAUCGACCCGGCCAACGUCAUGCAGCUCGCGACGCAGUUUGUCAACGACAUGCGCCGCGUCUUUGCCGAGCCCAACCCCAACUUUCGCAACACGGCCGGCGUGCGCAUGCGGUUCCAGGACCGGCACCGCAACCGCCAGGUCUACGUCACGAUGGCCUACCUCGCGGCCGACGGGCGCACCGUCGUCGACCUGCAGCGCGCCUCGCGCGACUCGACGCUCAGCGACAUGGUCGGCCGGGUCGUCGGCGGGUGGCACAUGGGCGGGUUCCGGACCUUCUUCACGAACCACAUCUGGCGCUUCCAGAGGGGCAACCCCAACGGCCCGCACACGGACCUCGGCCGGAUCGCCAUCAACGUCGAGGACGUGAUCCCGGACUACCCGCUUCCGCCGCUCGCUAUGAUUCCCGGCGGCUCUCUCAACUGA
Molecule: messenger RNA, 1146 nt
Organism: Thyridium curvatum
Lineage: Eukaryota; Fungi; Ascomycota; Sordariomycetes; Thyridiales; Thyridiaceae
Exons: 1
Coding region: 1-1146 (381 amino acids)
Source: RefSeq, a predicted model, not a curated record